Messenger RNA from Momordica charantia (bitter melon), 1263 nucleotides. RefSeq names its product ATPase complex subunit. Lineage: Eukaryota; Viridiplantae; Streptophyta; Magnoliopsida; Cucurbitales; Cucurbitaceae. Gene Ontology annotation, cellular component: mitochondrial inner membrane. Gene Ontology annotation, biological process: mitochondrial proton-transporting ATP synthase complex assembly. The record is from RefSeq and is a predicted model, not a curated record.
UCUAGCGGAGCACAGAGAUGACCGUACAGUUCUCCGAUUAGGGUUCAUCAGAGGCUCAACAGAAAGUGUGAGGGAGAAACCCCGGAGAGGAGCCGGAUCGAUCAGAGAUAUGUUUGGAUUGAAGCGAUUAAUACCUCAUGCUUGCUCGAUUCGAGCUUCUUUAACUAUGCAGCUCUCUGGUUACCAGGAAAAAUUCCUUGUUUUUCCUUCGCAGCAUUUGUCUCACCUGAUUUCCAACCGAUUCCUCGACAUUUAUCAGCUUGGAAACAAAACAGCCAUUGAGAAAGAGCGCGCUCGGCUUGCAGAUGAAAUGAACAGAGGAUACUUCGCUGAUAUUUCAGAGCUUAAGCAACACGGUGGAAAGAUUGCAGCAGCUAACAAGAUUCUAAUUCCGGCUGUGGCUGCUGUAAAAUUUCCGGAUUUUGAAGUGAGCUACUCUGAUGCUAAAACGUUGAAGCUACCAGUUAAAUUUGAUGCUAAUGUGGUUGAAGCCAAUAGUUCGGCCUUGCCUGUGGCCACUUUACUGUGUCUUUCUUUCAGGGCAAGCUCUCAGCCCAUGAUUGAUUCUUGGAGUGCUCCUUUUCUCGAUGCCUUUUCUAGUUCAAAGAAUGUCCAGCUAUAUGAGGUUUCAUUUAUAGAUUCUUGGUUCUUAUGUCGGAACCCGAUUAAGAGAGUGCUUCUUCGGCUAAUGAGGAAAUCCAGUGACAAUGCACAAAAUGAUUCACUUCAGAGGCAGGUUGUAUACUCAUUUGGCGACCAUUAUUACUUCAGAAAAGAGCUAAAAAUACUGAAUCUUCUCACUGGGUAUAUAUUCCUGCUUGACAAAUUUGGUAGAAUAAGAUGGCAAGGUUUUGGAUUAGCAACUCAAGAGGAGUUGUCUUCCCUUCUUUCAUGCACGUCACUUAUUUUGGAAGAGAAAUGAGAAAUUAUCUGCUGAUUCACCUCAGAACCGAUGCAGCAAGAAAGAUUAGCAGAUGCUCGAGCCAGUACCGAUCAAUAAAGAUGAUCUGUUUUUCAAAUGGUGUGAAUUAACACCAAGGAAAGAUUUUGUGAGGGCUAAAUUUCUGGAAAGCAGAGUAUUACAUAAUGAAGUUUACGUGGUCAAAUGUGAGAUGACGACUGUUGUGAAAUGUAUGCUCAUUUGACUCCCAAGGUUUUGUUUGUAAUUUGACAUGUAUCUUGUCCUUUUAUUGUUGAGAGAACGCCAAGGUUAAUAAUGCCCCUUCACUUCUGCUAAUGARAUAUCUUUCUAUAAUUUCAAAA